Messenger RNA from Capsaspora owczarzaki ATCC 30864, 2840 nucleotides. RefSeq names its product aminopeptidase puromycin sensitive. Gene Ontology annotation, cellular component: cytoplasm. The coding region runs from base 38 to 2659 and encodes 873 amino acids. Gene Ontology annotation, molecular function: zinc ion binding; peptide binding; metalloaminopeptidase activity. The transcript is spliced from 4 exons. Gene Ontology annotation, biological process: peptide catabolic process; proteolysis. NCBI's taxonomy places the organism in Eukaryota, Filasterea, Ministeriida, Capsasporidae. The record is from RefSeq and is a predicted model, not a curated record.
AAUCUUUUCCCCCUGCCCCACCGCCUUCCCUAUCGCAAUGACUGCUGAGCGCGAGCUUCUGCCUGCGAAUGUGCGUCCGCGCCAUUACGAGCUGCGUCUGACCCCAGACCUCACUGCGUUCACCUUCGCAGGCGUCGUCACCGUCACGCUGGACGUCGUCGACGCGGCGGUCGAUACGAUCGUGCUCAACGCCAAGGAACUCGUGCUCGAGUCUGCCGUGCUCGCUGCCACCGGCGCCAAGGCCACCAGCAUUGCCUAUGCAGUCGAGUCCGACCAGGCAACGCUCACCUUCCCCGCCGGCGCAGUGGCCGCCGCCGCCGCUGCUGCUGCCUCGGGCGCCACCAAGCAGAUCAAGCUCACUACCGCCUUCACUGGCAUCCUCAACGACAAGCUCGCUGGGUUUUACCGCUCGUCGUACUCGGCGCCCAACGGCGACAAGCGCUUCAUGGCAGUGACCCAGUUCGAGGCGACCGACGCUCGUCGCGCCUUCCCCUGCUGGGACGAGCCCGCGCUCAAGGCCACCUUUGACGUCGUCCUCGCCGUCGACCCCAAGUUUGUCGCCCUGUCCAACAUGCCUGCAAUUGGCGAGCGCACGGUCGAUGGAAAGAAGGAAGUCACCUUCUCGACCACCCCGAUCAUGUCCACCUACAUUCUCGCGUUUGCCGUCGGCGAGUUUGACCACAUCGAGUCCAAGACAUCCGAGGGCGUCACCAUCCGCGUCUACACCCCUCCCACCCUCGCCGAGCAAGGCCGGUUUGCCCUCAAUGUCGCCGUCAAGACCCUCUCGUUCUUUACCGAGUACUUUGCCCAGCCCUACCCCCUUCCCAAGCUCGACAUGCUUGCCGUUCCCGAUUUCGGCGCCGGUGCCAUGGAAAACUUUGGCCUUGUCACCUUCCGCACCGUCCUCCUCUUGUUCAACGAGGAGACUACCCCCAUCCACAUCAAGCAACGCAUCGCUUACGUGACGUGCCACGAGCUGGCCCAUCAGUGGUUUGGCAACCUCGUCACCAUGGAGUGGUGGACUGACCUUUGGCUGAACGAGGGCUACGCGACCUGGGUCGGCUGGCUCGCUGUUCACGAGCUCUUCCCUGAGUGGAACGUUUGGGAGCAGUUUGUCAUCAACGAGAUGAAGCGCGCCUUCUCGCUCGACUCUUUGGUCUCCUCCCAUCCCGUCGAAGUCGAGGUCCCGGCCGCCAACAAGGUCGAUGAGAUCUUUGACGCCAUCUCCUACGCAAAGGGCGCGUCGGUCAUCCGCAUGCUCGUUUCGUAUUUGGGUGAGGAGGACUUCAAGGCGGGCAUGCGCAAGUACAUUGCCAAGUACGCCUUCUCGAACGCGUCGACCCGCGAUCUGUGGCAGGUGCUCGGCGAGGCCAGCGGCAAGGACGUCCGUGGCAUGAUGGAUGCCUGGACCACUCAGACGGGCUACCCGGUCGUCACUGUCGGCCUUGACGGCCAGAACGGCGUUGCAGUCACCCAAGGCCGCUUCUUGUCUGUUGGCCCCGCCGCUGCUGCCGACGACAAGACCCGCUGGCUCGUCCCGCUCCGCAUCGCGGACGCUUCUGGCGCCAAGCCCACCGACUCGGUGUUUGCGGACGCUUCGGGCAAGUUCCCCCUGCCUGCUGGCCAUGCUGCUGGCAGCUGGUUCAAGCUGAACGCUGGUCAGACCUGCUUCUACCGCGUCAAGUACGCCGAAGAGAUUGUCGGCGCUCUUGGCGCUGCCAUCCCCACGCUGCCCCCGGCUGAUCGCGUCGGCCUGGUCAACGAUGCCUUCGCCCUGGCUUCGGCUGGCUAUGGCUCGACUGCCCAGGCCCUCGCUCUGCUUGCCAACUACAAGGGCGAGACGGCGUACACUGUCUGGGAGGACAUUCUUGGCUCGCUCCGCGCGCUCUCCUCGACGUGGUACCGCGAGCCUGAGGCUGUCCGCGAGCGCCUGCGCAAGUUUGCGCUUGCCCUGGUCUCCCCCAUCGCGCGCCAGGUUGGCUGGGAGGUUCCCGCCAAGGGCACCGAGUCUCACCUCACGUCGCUCCUUCGUCCGCUGGUUCUUUCUGCCGCCGGUGCUUACGGCGACGAGCAGAUCAUUGCCGAGGCCAAGUCGCGCUUUGACCGCUUUGUCAAGGGCGAAACUGCCGCGCUGCACGCUGAUGUCCGCGGCCCAGCCUUCUCGGCUGUCGUCGCCCACGGCGGCGCCGCUGCGCUCGACGCUGUUGUGAGCAUUUUCCGCAAGGCGGACUCUGCUGACUUGCAGCUGAUUUGCCUGGGCGCGCUCGGCCACACUCGCGAGCCGGCCUUGAUCCAGCGUGUUCUCGAAAUGUCGCUGUCCGAGGAGGUCCGUUCGCAAGACCUGCACACCAUCGUGGCGACCUGCGGCCACAACCGCUACGCCCGCGACGCCACCUGGCAGUUUGUCAAGUCCCACUGGGCCGAGUACAACGCCCGCCUCGUCUCGGGCUUCCUCAUUGUGCGCGUCGUCUCUGCAUCGUCCGAGGCGCUCGUCACCGACGCGGAUGCCGCCGACGUUGAGGCCUUCUACAAGGUGCACUCCAACCCCUCGAUCGAGCGCAGCGUGCAGCAGUCGCUUGAGCACAUCCGUGCCUCCAGCGCUUGGCUCGGCCGCGAUCGUGCCCAGGUCCAGCAGUGGCUUGAAGCCAAUGUCCAGUAAAACAGGAGAGUUUCGUGCUGGCGCAAUGUUGUCAUUCUUCUUCUCAUGCAACAUUCAAAGGUGUUUCCUGAACCUAGCGCUUUCCCGAGGUUUGAAUAAACACGACCAUGUUGACCUUAACACAAGAAGAAGUUUAACAACGUUGGAUUGUUUGGUAUUACAUGGAAAACAGCAAAGCACA